AUGAAGAGCAUGAUCUCUUAUGGCGAUUCUAACGCUAAAUUUCUUGAAACAGUCGGAUGGGGAAUUGACAGCGAAAAUCAGCCAAUUCUAGACAAAUCUAGCCACAUAUUCAGUGGAAAACUACCACUAAAAUAUUUAAUGGGGUUCGCUGAGGAUUAUAAUAAAGGUAUAUUGAAUGUGAAACAGGAGCUGAUACUUAUCAUAGCUCGAUCAUUCAAAAACUGCUAUAUAGGAGAAGUUGAUGCCAGUGUGGAGAUUAACAAAAUCGAAUGGAAGAUAGGACAUAUUAUGCCAUCGGAUAAGCAGAGGUUGAAAUUACUGAACCGUCUCAAUAAAAGUUCUACAGCAAAAGUGAAAAUUGCAUACAGGAUGUGGGAUCUGUAUGAAUUACCGUCAAUUCGUGAAACAUCUUCAGACAUUUGGGCUGUUAAAACCACCAAUAGUCUCGAGCGACCAAGGUACAUUAUGAUAGGCUUCCAAAAUUCUGGUAACACAGAUAAUAGAUCCAAGGAUACCACCCAAUUCAUUCAUGCGGGAGUCAACAAUAUUCGACUGUAUUUGAAUUCGGAAGUUUACCCUUAUGAACGGUGGAAUUUGGAUUUUGGAAAGAAGUUAGAUGCUGUAGCCUAUUAUGCAUACGAUAAUUUCCAACGAAGCUAUUAUGGUAAAGACAUGAGCGAACCAAUGAUGAGUAUUGAGGAGUUUAGAAAAAAUCCGUUAUUCAUCAUAGACUGCAGCCAUCAACCGGACACAUUGACAUCUUCAACUGUCGAUAUCAAGUUGGAGUUUGAGACACGCCAAUCGAAAUUUCCAUCUAAUACCAAGGAAAUGUUUUCCAAUUUGUUCGGAUAUUCCGAUAGUGAGUUGGAUGAGAUAAUGCAAGAAUUAGAAAAUGGCGACGGAUGCACUGAGUCGAAUACUCGAGGUGGCAGUGAUGGGAGUGAUCCAACCGGGAACGUCGAGGACAGAGGUGUCCCCAUCUCUUUUACCCCUAUUCGAAUCAACCUCAAGAGGAAGCUCUCGACGGACAACGACGAAAAUUGGGUAGUAAUGAAUCAAAAACUUACUUCGACCAAUAAACUUGAUAUGAGACCGUAUAUUGAAUUGGGUGGACCUAUCGAUGAUAUUCUAUCGUUCCCACCAAUCAAGGCAUACGCUGCCAUCAAAAGCGAACUUGAGGAAGGUUUUCAGGAAAUCCAGAAGGAAGAAGAGAAAAUAAAUAAACGAAUGAAGAAAUUGGAGGAGGACAAAAAAAAACAUUUAAUAAAACAAAGCGAGAAUUGUUCCACUAAAAAACAAGCCAGCAAGAAGUUGAAGCAUGCCGAAGAAGCAUUGGAUGUGGCCACAAAGAUGUACCAGGUGUGGCAUAAGCAGAUGUCUGAAGCGUUCGAGGGUGACAGUCGAUAA
This is a messenger RNA of Phaedon cochleariae (mustard beetle), 1407 nucleotides long. Lineage: Eukaryota; Metazoa; Arthropoda; Insecta; Coleoptera; Chrysomelidae. The record is from the annotation of a GenBank genome assembly.